This is a messenger RNA of Capsicum annuum, 1608 nucleotides long. Its product is annotated as glyceraldehyde-3-phosphate dehydrogenase A, chloroplastic. Gene Ontology annotation, biological process: glucose metabolic process. Lineage: Eukaryota; Viridiplantae; Streptophyta; Magnoliopsida; Solanales; Solanaceae. Gene Ontology annotation, cellular component: chloroplast; apoplast. Gene Ontology annotation, molecular function: NADP binding; glyceraldehyde-3-phosphate dehydrogenase (NAD+) (phosphorylating) activity; NAD binding. The record is from RefSeq and is a predicted model, not a curated record. The transcript is spliced from 5 exons. Bases 239 to 1447 code for a protein of 402 amino acids.
AAAAAAACAAAAAAGUCUAGCACAUUAGGAACCAAGAACACAUAUACUGAAAUAGGCAACCACAGCCAUACAAUUGAGUGAGAGGCUAUCUGUCUUGCUAUCAUCCAUAAUCUCAUCCAUUUUCUUCCCUCCAUCCAUUCAUUCAUAAUAAACUUCCACACCAAAAAACCAAAUUCUUCUUCAUUACUAGUUUACUACACACAAACAGUAUUGCUAUUGCUGCAUUUCUAAAACAACAAUGGCUUCGGCUGCUUUCUCAGUAGCCAACUCUUCUCUCCAGGUCAGGAACAAAGGAUUCUCUGAAUUCUCUGGUUUGAGAACCUCAUCAACCAUUCCAUUUGGAAGGAAAACUAAUGAUGACUUGCUCUCUGUUGUUGCCUUCCAGACCUCUGUUAUUGGAGGAGGGAAGAAUAACAAGAAGGGAGUAACUGAGGCAAAGUUGAAAGUUGCCAUCAAUGGAUUUGGAAGAAUUGGAAGGAACUUCUUGAGGUGUUGGCAUGGUAGAAAAGACUCUCCCCUUGAUGUCAUUGCCAUCAAUGACACUGGUGGUGUCAAACAAGCCUCUCACCUUCUCAAAUAUGACUCCACCCUUGGUAUCUUUGAGGCUGACGUCAAGCCGGUUGGCACUGAUGGCAUCUCUGUCGAUGGAAAAGUCAUCCAAGUUGUCUCUAACCGCAACCCCUCCAACCUCCCAUGGGGAGAUCUUGGGAUAGACUUGGUCAUAGAAGGUACCGGAGUGUUUGUCGACAGAGAAGGCGCUGGGAAACACAUCCAGGCAGGAGCCAAGAAGGUGCUCAUCACCGCCCCCGGAAAAGGUGACAUCCCGACUUAUGUUGUUGGUGUCAAUGCUGACCUCUACAACCCUGAUGAACCUAUCAUCAGCAAUGCCUCUUGCACCACCAACUGCCUUGCUCCUUUCGUCAAGAUUCUUGACCAAAAAUUUGGCAUUAUCAAGGGAACAAUGACAACUACUCACUCUUACACCGGUGACCAAAGGCUUCUUGAUGCAAGCCACAGGGAUCUUAGACGUGCACGAGCUGCAGCUCUCAACAUAGUUCCAACCUCAACUGGUGCUGCUAAGGCUGUGGCCCUUGUCCUCCCAAGCCUUAAGGGUAAGCUCAAUGGCAUUGCCCUCCGUGUCCCCACCCCUAAUGUCUCAGUUGUGGACCUUGUCGUUCAAGUCUCCAAGAAGACAUUUGCUGAGGAAGUGAAUGCUGCGUUUAGAGAGGCUGCUGACAAGGAACUCAAUGGCAUUCUCUCAGUCUGCGAUGAACCACUCGUGUCAGUUGACUUCCGGUGCAGUGAUGUGUCAUCAACUGUUGAUGCUUCACUCACUAUGGUCAUGGGAGAUGACAUGGUUAAGGUUAUUGCUUGGUAUGACAAUGAAUGGGGUUACUCACAGAGGGUGGUUGAUCUUGCUGACAUUGUUGCAAACCAGUGGAAAUGAAAUAUGAAUAAUAAAUAAAGCAGUAUUGCUAGAUAGUGGCUUAAAAUUUUUUUACCUUGUUUGUAGAUUAUUAUUCCUUUUUUGAAAAUUGUAAUGAGAACUAAAACAAUUUUCCACCUUGUGAAAUCUCAGUUCAAUAAAAGUUCCCCUUCUGGUGUUUA